Mercurialis annua (annual mercury) is the source of this 1441-nucleotide messenger RNA. RefSeq names its product beta-glucuronosyltransferase GlcAT14A. The transcript is spliced from 4 exons. Bases 126 to 1313 code for a protein of 395 amino acids. Gene Ontology annotation, molecular function: glucuronosyltransferase activity. Gene Ontology annotation, cellular component: membrane. NCBI's taxonomy places the organism in Eukaryota, Viridiplantae, Streptophyta, Magnoliopsida, Malpighiales, Euphorbiaceae. The record is from RefSeq and is a predicted model, not a curated record.
UUCUUGAUUCCCACUCAUCCCUUCUUUUAAAAACACCUUCACCUUCACUAACCACUUCAAACUAACUUUUUCAUCUCCAAUUUCUCUCCAUUUCUUCACCUUCAAAUUUUCCACUAACCCAUGAAAUGACAAUCAAAUUUCUCACCAUUUUAUUCAUGGCAGCCUCUCUUCUCCUAUCUUUAUACUUCAUACCCACAAAACUAACCACACCCAUCUCAACAUACUCACCACUAAUCACCUUAAAGGACCAAAAACCCUACCCAGUAACUUUUGCUUACUUAAUCUCAGCAUCUAAAGGGGAUUCAGAGAGGGUUAUUAGAGUAAUAAAAGCACUUUACCAUCCUGGGAAUUAUUAUUUGAUUCAUAUGGAUUCAGAUGCAGAGGAACUUGAGCAUAAAAAAGUUGCUGAAUUUGUGUCUAAAGAACCGGUUUUUGAAGCUGUGGGGAAUGUUUGGAUGGUGGGAAAAUCAAAUUUGGUGACUUACAGAGGUCCUACUAUGCUUGCUACUACUCUUCAUGCCAUGGCUAUUUUGUUGAGGACUUGCCAAUGGGAUUGGUUUAUUAAUCUUAGUGCCUCUGAUUAUCCUUUGGUUACUCAAGAUGAUCUAAUUGAUGCAUUUUCCAGCUUACCAAGGGAUCUGAAUUUCAUACAGCACACUAGUCACUUAGGGUGGAAAGUGAAUAAGAGAGCAAAGCCAAUUAUGAUAGAUCCAGGGCUUUACAGCCGAAACAAAUCAGAAAUUUGGUGGGUAAUAAAACAAAGGAGUGUGCCCACUGCAUUCAAGCUCUUUGCAGGUUCAGCUUGGACAGUAUUGUCAAGAUCAUUUGCUGAGUAUAGUAUAGUAGGUUGGGACAAUCUCCCAAGAACUCUGCUCCUCUACUACACAAACUUUGUAUCCUCACCUGAAGGCUACUUUCAAACACUUAUAUGCAAUUCUCAAGACUACAAAAACACUACAGUCAAUCAUGAUCUUCACUACAUCACUUGGGAUACACCUCCUAAGCAGCAUCCAAGGUACCUUGGCCUUAAAGAUUACAGAAGAUCGAUCCUCAGCAGCCGCCCGUUUGCAAGAAAGUUCAAGACAAAUGAUCCAUUGCUCGACAAAAUCGAUCGCGAGCUUCUUAAGAGGUAUAAUGACAAGUUUUCUUAUGGAGGUUGGUGUUUAGGAAAUGGCAAUAGACAGAAGUCAUGUUCAGGUUUAGAUUAUGAGAAAUAUGGUGAUUUGAAGCCUGGACCAGGUUCAAGAAGACUUAAAAGUUUGCUGGCUAAACUUGUUUCAGAAAAGAAUUUCACAAAACGACAAUGUAGAUGAUUUUUUUGCCUCUUUCUAUUUGACAAAAUGGCACGGGCUUGUUUUUAAGAGAUUAGAAUCCUUCUGAUCACAAAAGCUAGCUGUUUGAUAUGCAACAUAAAAGUAUAUAUGUUCUAACGGUUGUGUCA